AUGUAUGCUUUAGAUGAUUUGAAGCAGAUUCAAAAAUCAUCAUCCGAUUCUUAUCUUUCACUUUAUCCCAACUCUCGAGUGGUUUUUAUCUCGCCAAAAGUGUUUACCUUGGAGAUGUAUCCAGUGCCAACCCACGUUGAAUGGCUAUUAGGUCAAAUUCUAAAUCCCCUCAAAAUCAAAUUCGAGAAACCUAUAGAAUUCGAUUGGGAAGAGAGAAAAAGGACAGCCGUUGAAAGCGGGUUAUUUACAGUCUUGACAACGAGACUAAUUCAACGAAAUCUGAUCAUGCGUCAUCAUAUGGUAUUCACCGAGAUUCCUUUAGCUGAAUGUCCGGGUUUACGUUUGAAUGUACUUCAUUCGAUGGAUUUCUUUACCUACAUGGGUCCCUUACUACUUGUUCUGCAAUCAACCAAUCCUAGCGCUAUUGGUGUCUGGGAUACAACUCUUUUAUCACCAGUGAAAGUAGCUCCUGAAGAUAUCAAGCAUGUUUCACAGGAAGGUCUUGUUGAAGAAGCUCAUAAGCGAGGCUACCGCGUGGCUUUUGUUAAUCUCAAUCAUCUCACCUUGGAUGGUCUUGUCCCUUCCACAAAAAUAUCAGUUUGGGUACAUAGGAGGGCUGAAGAACCUUUCAUCUAUCCCCUCUCCGAUUAUUCGAUGGUGGAUCCAGGACAAGUCUUCCUUUCUACUUUGAUUAUUCAACGCCUUCUUGAUUGUCCAGCAUUGGUGAACUUAAUGCUUUUCAAUUCUUCUCUGGCUUUUCGCACACUCAGCGAAAGUGAGUCCGAAGCAUUGGAUUUCAAAUCUCAGGAGGAGACCUCUGACGAAUUCGUCUCCCCCAAUGGAGAGAACGAAUUGGGUUUCCAUGAGGAAAAUCUACAGGCCUGGGUCGGUCGAGCCCUAAAGUACUGGCUCAGUUUGAAGUCCAAAGUGAAGGCAGUCGCUUUUGUAGUUCCUAGUGAUCCUAUUAUGCAAUCCAUUUAUUUGGAAACUGGAGAUGCUUUUAUGGUUCCAGAUGUUCUCAAAAGCCUGUUAAAUUUGCCAUAUCCAGAGGAUGUUCGAAGUUGGUUUGUGGAUGUACGUACCCAGUUCUAA
This is a messenger RNA of Rodentolepis nana, 1092 nucleotides long. The record is from the annotation of a GenBank genome assembly. Lineage: Eukaryota; Metazoa; Platyhelminthes; Cestoda; Cyclophyllidea; Hymenolepididae.